AUGGCGGCGAUCUCACUCACCUCGCUGCUCAUCUCCCUCCCCCAACAAUGGCAACUUAUCUGUGCCGUCUCCGUCCUGCUGUUAACGUGGAGUUGGUGGUCGUCCAGGGAAGGCCGGCUCAUCAAGCUACCACCGGGCCCCUCCACGCUGCCCCUCCUGGGCAACCUGCACCAGCUCGGCCCGCUGCCGCACCGGGCCCUGCGCGACCUGGCCCGCGUCCACGGGCCGGUGAUGCGGCUGCGGCUCGGCCGGUCGCCGGCCGUGGUGCUCUCCUCGGCGGCGACGGUGUGGGAGGCGCUCCGGGGUCACGACCUCGACUGCUGCACGCGGCCCGUCUCGGCGGGCACGCGGCGGCUCACCUACGACCUCAAGAACGUGGCCUUCGCGCCCUACGGCGCCUACUGGCGCGAGGCGCGCAAGCUCCUCACCCUGGAGCUCCUCAGCGCGCGCCGCGUCCGGGCGGCGUGGCGGGCGCGCCGCGACCAGGUGGAGCGGCUGGCGAGCACCCUACGCCGCGCGGAGGGGAGGCCGGUGGCGCUGGACGAGCACGUCCUGCGCCUCUCCGACGGGAUCAUCGGCACGGUGGCGUUCGGCAGCAUCUACGGCGGCGACAGGUUCGCCCAGCAGAACAGGAGCUUCCAGGACGCGAUCGACGACGUCAUGGAGAUGCUCGCCGGAGCGGGCUCCUCCGCCGAGGACCUGCAGCUCCCCAGAGUGAUGGGCCGCCUCAUCGACCGCCUUACGGGCUUCGCCGCCCGCCGCGAGCGGAUCUUCAGGCAGCUCGACGCCUUCUUCGAGACGGUCAUCGAGCAGCACCUGCUGGACCACCACCCUAAUAAGCGCGCGGAGAACGGCGGCGACCUCGUCGACGUCCUCAUCGACCUCUGGAAGAAUCCCCGUGGCGCCUUCACCUUCACCAAGGACCACGUCAAGGCCAUAAUCUUUUCGACGUUCGUCGCUGGCAUCGACACGAACGCGGCGACGAUACUGUGGGCGAUGUCGGAGCUCGUCCGGAACCCGCGCGUGCUCAACAAGGUGCAGGCCGAGGUCAGGGCUGCGGUGGGCGGCGGCAGGCAGGUGCAGCCGGACGACAUGGCGAAGCUCAGCUACCUCCGGAUGGUGGUCAAGGAGACCCUGCGGCUUCACCCGCCGGCGCCGCUGCUGCUGCCGAGGGAGACCAUGCGGGGCAUCCAGGUCGGCGGCUACGACGUGCCGGCCAAGACCAGGAUCUACGUGAACGCGUGGGCGAUCGGCAGGGAUCCGGCGAACUGGCCCGACGGCCCGGAGGAGUUCAACCCAGAGAGGUUCGAGGCGAGCGAGGUGGACCUCAAGGGGGAGCACCCCAUCCUGAUGCCGUUCGGCACGGGGCGGCGGAUAUGCCCGGGCAUGGCCAUGGCCAUGGCCACCGUCGAGUUCACGCUCGCCACCUUGCUCUUCGGCUUCCAGUGGGCGCUCCCGGAGGGGAUGGUGGUGGACGACGUGAGCAUGGAGGAACAAGGAAGCCUCAUCUGCCACCGGAACACGCCGCUCGUGCUCGUGCCAACCGUGUACCGCAACGGCCUUGAUGAAUAG
This is a messenger RNA of Panicum virgatum (switchgrass), 1572 nucleotides long. Its product is annotated as 4-hydroxyphenylacetaldehyde oxime monooxygenase-like. Gene Ontology annotation, molecular function: iron ion binding; monooxygenase activity; oxidoreductase activity, acting on paired donors, with incorporation or reduction of molecular oxygen. The transcript has 2 exons. NCBI's taxonomy places the organism in Eukaryota, Viridiplantae, Streptophyta, Magnoliopsida, Poales, Poaceae. The record is from RefSeq and is a predicted model, not a curated record. The coding region runs from base 1 to 1572 and encodes 523 amino acids.